CGCAUACUGUCAUAAGCUGUCACCGCCAAUUCAUUCAUCAUGCGUGCUUUUCGUCCAUCUCCAUCCUGUUCAUUCAUCUUAAGCUUUGUCGUUGCCGAGCAUUCGUGCGAUUCGGCAAGCCAUGUGUCCGUCUUCGCAGGACGCAAUGGUGGAAUGGAUGAAACAAGAAACAGACAGUCCAAAAUGUGUAGCAGUACUAUGCUAGGGUCCGUCUAUAUUUUUAGCUGUCUACCUAAGAGCGCGCUGAGAUAAAUAUCUUUAGCUGUCUACCUAAGAGCGCGCUGAGAUAAAU
Messenger RNA from Fimicolochytrium jonesii, 292 nucleotides. RefSeq lists its product as uncharacterized. The transcript is spliced from 3 exons. The record is from RefSeq and is a predicted model, not a curated record. Lineage: Eukaryota; Fungi; Chytridiomycota; Chytridiomycetes; Spizellomycetales; Powellomycetaceae. The coding region runs from base 40 to 252 and encodes 70 amino acids.